AUGGUAGAAGAUGACGAUGAUCGCGAUCUUGCAGGUUCCCCAGACGGAAGCUCGGAUAACGAAAUGGACGAUACGCUUAGGAACGCAGAUGACGGGGAUCACGACAACGAACCGGACGCCGAUGCCGAUGCCGAUCAAGAUGCAGAAAGUCAGUCGAAUGUCAGUCACAUAUCCGAGAGCGCUGGGGGUGUAACCCAACCUAACCCUGUUGUCGAAAUGUCCACGGCGACUGCGACGAAUGCCUUGUCUGAUCCGCUGGCUGCGUUCCAUCCGAGGGUGCGUGCGGAAUGUCUGACAGCGCCCACCUUUGACAUCGUCCCAACGACGGCCGCCCCCCACAGUACAUCGAUUAAUGCGGUAACCGCGACGGCUGAUAUGAGAUGGGUUUUCAGUGGUGGCUCAGAUGGAUAUGUCCGGAAGUUCAAUUGGGUGGACUCCAUCAACAGUAAGCUGAUGCUUACUGUGGCGCAAAGACAUCCUUUUGUUGACAGCGUGAUCAAGGCGGGGGUGCUGAUGACAUACUGGGAAAACAUGGAUGGAAACGCAUUAUCACCGGUAUAUUCUUUAGCCAGCCACAGUGAGGGUCUAUGGCUGUUGUCGGGCUUGGAAUCUGGUAGCAUCCGACUACAAUCGGUCCGUCACGACGAAGGCAAAGAGAUUGCUCUUCUCCAACAACAUACCUCCGCGGUCUCAGUCUUGAGCUUAACUUCAGAUGAAAAGUCGCUGCUCUCUGGCAGCUGGGACAAGCGGGUUUUUGACUGGGAUCUCAACACGGGGCAGAUCCGGCGCGCAUUUGGGUCCAGUGCCCGCCAAAUAUCGGCGAUUGAGGUCCGCCCGGAAUCCAGUCUGGCAGUUCCCAGGGAUACCACCGAGUUCCAGCAACCAAACGGAACAUAUUCAUCCAAUUAUUCAGCGCCUGCAAACGACAGCUUCGGCUUCAUGGAUACGACGAACGACGGUGAAAACGGCGCUGGUUCGAACCCGCAGGCGGGCUCCCCCGCCGACUCACUCUUCGGCGGGGCUGACUCGUUAUUUGGUGACGAGAAUGCGAAUGGGGGCGAAGAUGCAGGGGCACCUGAGAAUGCAUUCGGCAUCGAUGAGGAUGAUGAGUUUGGUAAAGCGCUUACCAAUGGAGUCAUGCCUGACGUUGACGCACCUGGAGAGCCGGAGCCAAGCCAACCUGCUGUUGCAGAGCCUCCUGCUGCUUCUAUGCCCAGUACUGUCGCUGCUGGUGAAGCUGCCAAUUCUAAUGCAGCAACUCAGCCGCCCGACUCUGGUGAGGGCGAGAUGCUCCAUGGCUUCUCUCAACCAGUAGUCAACGGCGGGCCCCAUGCCGAGGAGUUGGAGCGUCCCAUAUAUACCCAAGAUAGCGCCCUGCCUACACACAAUGAAUCAGGUGCUGCGACGGACAAUCUUUUCCUGGCCGCAUCUAUCGACGGUACGAUUCGUGUGUGGGAUAGAAGAGAGCCAGAAGCCGUUGCUCGCAUCACGCCCCAGAACUGCCCUCCCUGGUGCAUGAACGCCUGCUGGUCUCCAGACGGCAACUACAUCUAUGCAGGGCGCCGGAACGGCACGGUGGAGGAGUACAGCCUGCAUAAGGGCCUCCGGAAUCCGCAGCGGACCUUCAAGUUUCCUCAGGGAAGUGGACCGGUCACGGCACUUAAGGCGAUGCCCAAUGGGCGGCAUAUUGUCUGCGCGUCGCAUGAUAUCCUUCGGUUGUACGAUCUCAAACAUGAACAAGUGACUCGGCACUCGACAGUGCCGUUCCUGAUCAUCCCAGGACAUCGAACCGGAACUGUCUCGCAACUAUAUAUUGACCAGGCAUGCCGCUUCAUGGUGUCAACCAGUGGCAACCGAGGGUGGGAGGGUAAUACCACCGAGGUCUUGCUGGGCUAUGAGAUUGGCGUACCUCGAUGA
Messenger RNA from Aspergillus sclerotioniger CBS 115572, 1917 nucleotides. RefSeq names its product WD40 repeat domain-containing protein. The record is from RefSeq and is a predicted model, not a curated record. Lineage: Eukaryota; Fungi; Ascomycota; Eurotiomycetes; Eurotiales; Aspergillaceae. Gene Ontology annotation, molecular function: protein binding. The transcript has a single exon. The coding region runs from base 1 to 1917 and encodes 638 amino acids.